Molecule: messenger RNA, 1939 nt
Organism: Sapajus apella (tufted capuchin)
Lineage: Eukaryota; Metazoa; Chordata; Mammalia; Primates; Cebidae
Product: nascent polypeptide-associated complex subunit alpha, muscle-specific form-like
Exons: 3
Coding region: 1-1629 (542 amino acids)
Source: RefSeq, a predicted model, not a curated record
AUGACCACAACCGCUAGCCACGACUGCUCCGUGUCUGGCAGCGCAAACGUUGCCCAGCUGGACGUACGACAGUGCGGACCAGCUUCCGGCAGCACUACCAUCUCCGCGUGCACCAUUUCAACUGUACGUAUAGCCUACUCAACUUACGACCAAAUCGUGUUACGACCGGUCCGCGGUCCCGACCAUGGUGCUUCCUGCUUCAAGAUCUGUCACUACGUUGAAAGGGAACCGAUUCGGAAACUUCAAGUUCCUUCGAGGGGAAAGGAGCGGCGGUGGGUAGGAAGGGUGACAAGGCCGGUUCAAAGCUCCUUAGGGGGCAGGAGGAGGAAAAGGAUUAUCCUACGCGACAGGCUCUCCUGGGGGUGGCGACGAAGGGCAAGGGAAACCGCACAGGUUACCGCCGCCUCCCCUGCCCCGGGCUACCGCCGGCUAGGGGGACCGCAGGUGGGGCUGAAAAAUACGAAUGGCCACCCGGGAAGAGUCACGACUCGGGGCACCGACCCGACUCGGGCUCCUCAGGGGUCCCGGGCAGUCGACCGCCCAGGAAAACCGCUCUUUCUCAGACAGACUGAGGACCGGAGCAGCCCAACCCCUCCAUUUAUGCGCCAGAAGAGCUGCCCCCGCGCCCAGGCGGAUUCGCUCCCGGCCCGACGCGGCGCCUGGCACACCCGAGGUCUCCUCACAACCCCGCCCGCCCUCCCGCAUCCCGGCCUCUCGAGGUCGCCCCUCACCGCUCCCGCUGAAGCUGCGGCGGCGGAGGCUGGUCUCGGAGACGUCCGCCCGCCCGCCCGGCUGCCGGUGGGUCUGGCCGCGACCGCUCCCCGCCCCCCGCCGGCUUGCUCACCUCUUCCUCCGGCUCCUCCUCCUCCUUCUCCCGCAGCCGCCGCCACAGCCGCCGGAAGCGUCACUUCCUCUCCAGCAGGCCCAUCUCUUCCGCAUUGCGCAUGGGCGGGGACGGAAGAUCCGCCCCUUGAGAGGGAAGGGGCGGGGCGUCAGGAGGGAGGCCACGCCCACUCGGGGGCCGACCUGCCAGGCCGAGCACCAGCGGACUGCCGCAACCUCCGCCUCCAACAACCUUCGCCUGCAGCUGCCGCCUCCAGCUGCCGCCUCCAGGCCGCAGCUGCGGAUCCCACCGCCGGGGGUGCAGGGAGAGGGAAGAUCCGGCCUCCUUGGUCCCCUCGCAUGGGCUCUUCAGAGCGUGAGCGCCAGGGAGGGACUCCGGGGAAGAGCUUGGGGGGCUGUGUUUUGCUGCUGCCCAAGCUGGGCGUCAGGACCACCCCCUGCCGCCCUCACGGGCCUGACGGGCAAGGAGGGAGACGGUCGGCUCGCCGAGCCAACCAGGUGGCGCUUGAAGAGCUGUCCAUGGUGUCGCCCAGCAAAAGGCACCGAGUUCCUAGUCUCAGCAUCUGGGUAGGUAGCAGAAGAAAAACUAAUGCUUGCUCUGAAACAGUUCUCUCUUCGGUGCCUUUUCUUGUGUGUUCUGGAGGUCACAGGGUUCUAUCGAAGAGUGCUCAGGUGUAUUCGGUGGAGAGUGGGAAGUCACAAACCACGAUCUCAAGGCUGAGUCCAACAAAACAUGGCUGUAGGGAGGCCACAACAGCGACAGCUGUGGUUGCCACUAAUGGAUGAAUACCUUUUGCCUACCGUUGAAUUUAGUAACUAAAGGCACCUGUUUUAUCUCAUCCUUAUUUUUCAACAGAUCGUGCUUCCUGGCUAAUAUCAGCGUGUCUCAUAGAGUUCUUAUUUGUUUCUAUUGAGUAGACCUAAUAAGAAUGAAGUCAAAGCCUACAGAGCAGAAAGCAGUUGAAAACCUGAAGAACCCCCCACUCAAACUGUUUCCACUUGCGUUUGCUUUUUCUUUACCUCUUCCCCUUCUGAUUUUUAACAGCCAAGGCAGAAUUUAAAUUUGGUUAUGUUGCAAAAAUCAUUUCCCCCUUCA